GCUGAAGCUCAGAACAGAUGCUAUGUGGACCACAAUGGAGUAAGAGUCCAAGAUCUUUUCUCCGGUGGGGUCUCACUUGGUAGCUUGGAACUUCCUAGCUGGGCUUGAAUUCUUGUGUUAAGGCUUCAGUGUGUGGGAGACCGCCCGAAAUCCCGUUGCUCUUUCCUCCGGGUCCGCUGCUGGAACCAUGUCUUCUGCCGCGUCGACGUCUCUGCGCCAGCGCCGGGUGUUUGUGGUUGGUGUUGGCAUGACAAAGUUCAUGAAGCCUGGAGGUGAAAAUUCAAGAGAUUAUCCUGAUAUGGCAAAGGAAGCAGGCCAGAAGGCAUUGGCAGAUGCCCAGAUCCCUUAUUCCGCUGUGGAGCAGGCAUGCAUUGGCUAUGUGUAUGGCGACUCCACCUGUGGGCAGAGGGCCAUCUAUCACAGUCUGGGACUGACUGGCAUUCCUAUAAUUAAUGUCAACAAUAACUGUUCUACUGGCUCCACUGCUUUGUUUGUGGCCCAGCAACUGAUUCGAGGAGGUAUGGCGGAUUGUGUGUUGGCUCUUGGGUUUGAGAAGAUGGAAAAGGGAUCCGUGGCAGUAAAAUUUCCAGAUCGGACCAAUCCAACUGACAAGCAUGUUGAUGUCUUAAUCAAUAAGUAUGGAUUGUCUGCACACCCACUUGCUCCACAGAUGUUUGGGUGUGCUGGAAAAGAGCAUAUGGAAAAAUAUGGAACAAAAGUUGAACACUUUGCAAAAAUUGGAUGGAAAAAUCACAAACACUCAGUUAAUAACCCGUAUUCCCAGUUCCAAGAUGAGUACAGCUUAGAAGAAAUAAUGAAAUCAAAAAAGAUUUUUGAUUUUCUGACCGUCUUGCAAUGCUGUCCCACCUCAGAUGGUGCCGCGGCAGCAAUUGUGUCUAGUGAAGAAUUUGUAAAGAAGUAUGGCCUGCAAGCCAAAGCUGUGGAAAUUGUGGCACAGGAGAUGAUGACUGACUUGCCAAGCACAUUUGAAGAAAAAAGCAUUAUUAAAAUGGUUGGCUUUGACAUGAGUAAAGAAGCUGCCAGGAGGUGCUAUGAGAAAUCCGGUCUGACUCCAGACGAUGUUGAUGUGAUAGAGCUCCAUGACUGCUUUUCUGCCAAUGAGCUCCUCACCUACGAAGCGCUGGGGCUUUGUCCAGAAGGGCAAGGUGGAACACUGGUUGACAGAGGCGAUAACACUUACGGAGGAAAGUGGGUCAUAAACCCUAGUGGUGGGCUCAUUUCCAAGGGACACCCGCUGGGAGCAACAGGUGACAAUACAUACAGACCUCACAAGUUUUUAUCCUUUUCCAAGGGACACCCGCUGGGAGCAACAGGUCUGGCUCAGUGCGUGGAGCUCUGCUGGCAUCUGAGAGGUGAAGCCGGAAAGAGGCAGGUUCCUGGGGCAAAGGUGGCUCUGCAGCACAAUUUAGGCCUCGGAGGAGCAGUGGUUGUUACACUCUACAGGAUGGGAUUUCCUGAAGCUGCCCGCUCCUUCCGAGCGCAUCAGAUUGAGGCUGCGCCCACCAGCUCUGCCGGUGAUGGAUUCAAGGCAAACAUUGUCUUUAAGGAGAUCGAGAAGAAACUUGAAGAGGAAGGGGAACAGUUCGUGAAGAAAAUCGGUGGCAUUUUUGCCUUCAAAGUGAAGGAUGGCCCUGGGGGCAAAGAAGCCACCUGGGUGGUGGAUGUGAAGAACGGCAAAGGAUCAGUGCUGCCCAACUCAGAUAAGGAGGCUGACUGCACUAUCACCAUGGCUGACUCAGACUUGCUGGCUUUGAUGACUGGUAAAAUGAACCCUCAGUCGGCCUUCUUUCAAGGUAAAUUGAAAAUUGCUGGUAACAUGGGUCUGGCGAUGAAACUGCAAAGCCUCCAGCUUCAGCCUGGCAAAGCUAAGCUGUGAAGAUCUCCAUCUGGAAACCUCAGCGUCAGGAUGAGAUGCAUAGAUAUGUAGAUAACCAAGGCUCCUUCUCCUUUCCCGAUUAGCCUGAGGCAGAUUUGUUGCUAUGUGGGUGCAGCCAAUGGUGGUGUUUCUCCUGAGCUGGGGGUGAUAGGGCCUCACUGCUGCUGCUUUGAAGACUUGCAUGCAACUGUGCAUGACAAGGCUACUAUGGCAGUGAGGGUUGGGGAUAAAUUUGAGUUUCAGAAUAAAACUCAGAACAGUAAAAUCUAACGAUUGUAAACAAAGCUCUUGUUUUGCUUAGAAGUAUAUUUAAGGAUCAAUGUGUGGAACACUUGGAGUGAGAGGUCCCCUUGGGGACCAGAGAAGAAACAGACUUCCAUAGUUGACCAGGAGUCAGUGUCUCACUUUUAAUUACCUACAUCAAGUUCUUACUAAUACUUCUUAAAAUUCUGCACUAAGUUUAAAAAAAAAAAAACAACAACUUUGAAAAUGUGCAUUUCAUGCCAUCUGAAACAGUUCUUUUCUCCCCAAAUAAAAUACAAGAAUUAUGGCCUGAGCUUAGGAGGGAAUUUACAGCUGAACAGAGCUGUUUUUAAAGUACUUUUGAAUUGGCAUCCUUAAAAAAUCAGGGUAUUAGAGCGAUUGGAUGCAAUCACUAAAAAUAAUCGAAUAAAGUUUUCUUCCAGAGGCACAGGUUUCAAAUUAUAACUUCACAUUAAUAAAUUCAUAAACUAAGUCUCACAAUUUUCCUUUUUCAUACAUUUGAUUGUCUGCUGUAUCAUCUCUUCUAGUUUUUCUGAUUCUAAUGCCUUGUUACAACUUAGGUUUGGAUGAUGCUUUUGGAAGAUUUAAAAAGAAAAUUAAAAUAGCUCUUCCUA
This is a messenger RNA of Mesocricetus auratus (golden hamster), 2775 nucleotides long. It is a transcript of the gene Scp2, whose product is annotated as sterol carrier protein 2. The coding region runs from base 188 to 1897 and encodes 569 amino acids. Gene Ontology annotation, molecular function: acyltransferase activity, transferring groups other than amino-acyl groups. The record is from RefSeq and is a predicted model, not a curated record. Gene Ontology annotation, cellular component: cytosol. The transcript has 18 exons. NCBI's taxonomy places the organism in Eukaryota, Metazoa, Chordata, Mammalia, Rodentia, Cricetidae.